GUGUGGGGAGCCAUGUAAGGGUGAGGUGCUGCGGGUCCAGUCCAAGCACUUCCACCUGAAGUGCUUCACCUGUAAAGUGUGUGGCUGUGACCUGGCUCACGGAGGCUUCUUCAUGAAAAAUGGAGACUACCUGUGUACCCUGGACUACCAGCGAAUGCACGGUACACGCUGCAACGGCUGUAGGGACUUUGUGGAGGGAGAGGUGGUCACUGCCCUAGGCAAGACUUACCACCCUGCCUGCUUUGUCUGCACCAUCUGCAAACGACCAUUUCCUGCUGGGGAUAGGGUCACCUUCAAUGGCAAAGACUGUCUGUGUCAGUACUGUGUCCAGCCCAUGUCCCCAGGACCUGGCAAAGACCUCAUCGACUCCAACUGCUGUACGGGCUGUGGUAGAGACAUUAAGAAUGGUCAGGCUCUCUUAGCACUGGAGAGACAGUGGCACCUGGGCUGCUUUAAGUGUACGGCCUGUAAAAAAGUCCUCACUGGGGAGUACAUCAGCAAGGAUGGCGCACCCUAUUGUGAGAAGGACUACCAGAUCCAUUUUGGGGUCCAGUGCGAGGCAUGCCAGCAGUUUAUCACAGGCAAAGUGCUGGAGGCAGGGGACAAACACUACCAUCCCAGCUGUGCACGAUGCAGCAGGUGCAACCAGAUGUUCACAGAAGGAGAAGAGAUGUACCUGCAAGGAUCAACCGUGUGGCACCCUGGCUGUAAGAACACAACCAGAACAGAGGAGCAACAGAGGGAACAGCCUUCAAGGUCAUCAUCUGAGAGUAUCUGUUCCAGACCUGGUUCAAGCAUACAUGGCUCACCAGGUCAUACCAUAUAUGCAAAAGUAGACAAUGAGAUCCUUGAAUACAGGGACCUAGCCGCCAUUCCCAAAGUCAAAGCAAUUUAUGAUAUAGACCGCCCUGAUCUGAUUACCUACGAGCCUUUGUACACCUUGUCCCUUGACGAGAGGGAGGAGAGGAAGGAGAGUGUGGGAGAGCUCCAUACUGCGAGAAGGGAGCGUUCCCCCAUGCCAGAUGACAAGUCCUCAAGAAACAUGUCACCUACACCAUCCGCUAGCUGCUAUGACAUAAGAGAACGCAUCCUUCAGAGGUCUACCAGUCAGGGCUCCAUCGGCUCACCUGUCUACAAUCGUCAUAGUUACACCCCGUUGUCACGCUCACCACAGCAUUUUCACAGACCAGAAGCUUUGACAGGCAUGCAGAAGCUCUGCUCCGCCCUGUGUAGUAACAGUAUGGGCUCCUCCAGCCAUAGUGACUCCCGUCCCACCUCACCUUUCAGACACCACUCCUUUCCCCAUAGCCAAGGCACUGAUCCACAUAGCGGGCGGAGCUCUCCUAUACCCCAAAGGCCAGACAGCCGGCCUGUCACUCCGCCUCUCUCUCUGACCCCUAAACAUUUCCACCUCCCAGAUCAGGGGAUCAACAUUUACAGGAAACCACCCAUCUACAAACAACACGGGCCUGGAAUUCGGAGAAGGAGAUGGUCUAGGGAAGAGGAGGAAGAGGAGGCCCUGAAGAGAAAGCAGCUCCAGGAGGAGCAUAUCAACAAGAUCCAGUCUGGUUUGGGGAAGCUGAUAAUGAAGGAGGAGAAUGAGAAGGAGCAGAUCAGGGAACGCAGCCAAUCAGCUCAGCGCUAUGAUCCCCAGCAGACGAACUGUGAUGGAGAUAAUUCCAAAACCUCAUCGCUGCCUGGUUAUGGACGGAAUGGAUUACACAGGCCUCAGUCCGCAGAUUUCACUCCUUACAACAGCCAUGGCAACAUGUGUGGGGGAGGAAGAGAGUUUCAGCACAUUAGGGAUGGCAGUGCUGCAGUAACAAGAAUGGACAGGGGAGUGUCUAUGCCUAAUAUGUUGGAAACAAAAGUUGUACCAUAUGAAAUGCUCAUGAUAACCAGUAGAGGGCGAGCUAAACUGCCCAGGGAGGUGGACAGAACAAGAAUGGAGCGACACUUAGCCCCAGAAACGUUCUUUGACAUCUUUGGGAUGGAGAUCCAGGAGUUUGACAGGCUUCCACUGUGGAAACGCAACAACAUGAAAAAGAAGGCCAAUCUCUUCUAGCAGUCAGAGCAGAAUGCACUCAUCCCAUCCUUUCAGAUAGCACUCUACUUUUAACACUGUAAUAUAGAUGUAAGGUUUGUUUUGAUUUUUGUCAACCUUUUUUUCUGACAUGUUCAAGAAGGCAAUGGACUCUUCUUUCUUUUUUCACGAUGCCUCCUCUGCAGACUGAAUACAUGAUAUGAUUACUAAUAGAUACAUUUGAAAGGCUACAAGGAAAGAAAAUAAAACAAUUUCUUCCAUGUUCAAAAAUGAGAAAGAAUUAUGAAUUAAGUCAUGUUCUUUUUGAUUGCUGCGCUUGUUUUAAUUUCUGGCUUUGCUUUGAAUGGAACUGCUUUCCUUGACCUGCUUGUUUCCUCAUAUUUGUUGCUGUUGAUUCCUGUGGAACUUUGUUAGUAGAAUUUCAUGGCACCAUAUGAUACAUGCUGUUCAUAUGCAAAAAUUGAAUGUCUGUCAGCUUCACAUGUCAAUGGUCAGUUUGCCCUCAUUUGGGCUAUCAAGUCAAAUCAAAUGGCUGUCUUCAUCAUGGGAAAUAUUGGGUCUUGCCAUUUCUUUAUGGCCCUAAUACAUACCAGCUAGCCUAAGCUCCUAACUAUGUUACUCUCACUGGCAUCAGAGUCUGGAAAAGCUGCUAUUCAAAAUAAUAUAAUGUGGUUUACGUAUAGAUCCGGGUCAUAUUCUUUAGGGCAUGAAACGGAAAACAUUUUAAACUGCUUUUCAACAGAAAAUGGAAAUGAGCAUUCGUUAUUGGACGAGUCCAAGUAGUCCCUCCCUGUUUCAGUCUGUUUUCUUUGGUUUGAUGCCAAAUGAGUUCGACUCAGUUUCGCCUCUCAGGCUCCCAUUGGAGUAGCAAUUCCUAUUUUACUAACAAACACAUUAAAUGUAAAAAAUAAAAAUGAAAUACUAUUUGAAAUGACUGUUUUAUAAAGGAAACCCACACUGCCAUUUGUUGUACUAAAAUAUAAUCAAAAAAUAAAGCUUUAAAUCACUGUGUAUGUUAAUCCUCGGCUACUCCAAAGGUAUCGCCUGUAUUAGUUUACCUGUUCUCCUCUCAGCUAUUAAACUAUAAUAAACACUGUGGUUCAUAUAUGCUGUUCAAGGAACUACAGUGUGUAAUGUAAUAUGAGGACUCUCCUGUCAAGUUUUAUGGAACAAAUCAGACAGUGUGUUCCGUUGACUUCCUGGACUUCAGCCAAUAAAGAG
Oncorhynchus nerka (sockeye salmon) is the source of this 3265-nucleotide messenger RNA. Its product is annotated as actin-binding LIM protein 1-like. Lineage: Eukaryota; Metazoa; Chordata; Actinopteri; Salmoniformes; Salmonidae. Bases 113 to 2065 code for a protein of 650 amino acids. Gene Ontology annotation, cellular component: actin cytoskeleton; stress fiber. Gene Ontology annotation, biological process: cilium assembly; lamellipodium assembly; cytoskeleton organization. The record is from RefSeq and is a predicted model, not a curated record. Gene Ontology annotation, molecular function: actin filament binding. The transcript is spliced from 24 exons.